This is a messenger RNA of Dendronephthya gigantea, 6496 nucleotides long. Its product is annotated as nuclear pore complex protein Nup205-like. Gene Ontology annotation, biological process: nuclear pore organization. NCBI's taxonomy places the organism in Eukaryota, Metazoa, Cnidaria, Anthozoa, Malacalcyonacea, Nephtheidae. The coding region runs from base 244 to 6333 and encodes 2029 amino acids. Gene Ontology annotation, cellular component: nuclear pore; nuclear pore inner ring. Gene Ontology annotation, molecular function: structural constituent of nuclear pore. The transcript is spliced from 37 exons. The record is from RefSeq and is a predicted model, not a curated record.
UUCAUAAAAAUAAACCUUCUCCGCAUACUGUGAUACUGUUACCAAAACUUAUAGCUUAGAAAACGUCUAAAAAUGCCACUAAAUGCUUCCAACAUUUUAAAUUUUUAACCUGAACUGAAGACUGAUCAUUAGUGGAUCACUGAAGAAAUGUGGCACUGAGCGUCUGACAGAAAAAAUUUCAAUGGCGAAUUUUCCUAAAGUGGAAACAAAAUCAGAGAAAUUAUAAAUAAUUUUUGCUUUCACAUGGCGGGGAAAGAAGGGUCUUGGCGGUCGUAUAAGCUGUUAUUAUCGGUGGUAGAAUCUGCUAUUUUGAAGAAUAGACCUGAAGCAUAUUAUGAUCUUGAUAGCAUAUUGAAAAGAUUUAAGUCGGAGCUGCUAUCACCCCUAAGAAAUCCGGCAAAAAAUGCUGCGCAUCGAGGCCAGGUUCAACAGUCAACAACAGUAGGAAUUAGUGUUAGUGAACAUGCUCAGAAGCAGAAGUUUCCUCCACAGUUUGUUGAGGAGGCGUUAUUGCUCAGCGAUAUCUUGAACAUGAAUGAAUUGGCUGCUGUUGAGCUGUUGUUGGUCAGUGAACAACAGAAAGCUAACUUUCCAGGGUAUACAAGAGGUCUAGUUGCUGUUAUUUUAUAUCAUGACGGUAGACGAUGUUUGUUAUCCGCGCUACGAACCCUAUUGCAAUCUCGUGAUGGGUUAACCUGGACCUUGGAACUUGAUGAAGAGAUGUCUGAGCUUGUUAUGCCAUUCACUAAACAAAUGAUAGAAGAAGGACUAGUUACAAAGCUGCUCAACUUACUCAAAGAACUCACUUUGCAAAACGAGUUGAAAAAACUACAAGACGGUCAGGCGAUCGGGAACGAAAAACACCAAAGACAGCUAGUUAACCUUAUAACUGAACAACGCUUGCUCUUGGCCGAAUCUUUGUUCUGUCUUGCUUGUCAAACGCCACUUUCGAAGGCUGAGACGUUGAAGGUUUUUUCCUAUUUGAAAGGAGUUACUCCGAAUGAAGAGACUGGAGAUAUUGAUCAAGCUGAUCUGUUCGUGUUUUUUGCUCUCUUGUAUUCCCUGAAUGUCAAUAGCCUGGAAACACAGUCAGAAUUACCAAACAAUAAUGUGGAAAAUACCCUUCCAAUUUUGAAAGAUCCAGAGUUCAUCCCACAUUUUCAUCAAGACGCCUCACAACCUGAAGGAUGGGCGUGGCCUCAGCUUGGUGCCGCAGUCCAGUUUGUUUGGGGCCUCACUUUACGAAUGUGCAGUCAGUAUGCUGCUGAUCUUGUGGCUGAAGUUGAAUUCCUUGUAGAAGACGACGCUAUUGUUACCAUGGCAAUAUUGAAUGACGUGUUUGAAUUUCUUAGGAAAACAGUGGUCGGUUCUCGCAACUUUUAUGAGGAGGAGUACUUUGUUCGUCGUCUUCAUCUGUUGAUAACAAACUUUAUUGUCAACAUGCCUUGCCGCCAUGCAGUGAAAGAAUUGCGCACACUGGGUGAUGAGGCUGCUCGGAUUUUACAGGCGUGUGCCCAAGAGGGUCUAGCACCUCCAGUCGAUCAGCGUCAUGAUUUUGAAACCUUCAUUAGAUUGAUUGGUGAUUUGUAUAAAAAGGACCCACUUGGCUUAGAACUUGCCGAGGAUUAUUGGAUAUCAUUGGAUAGUGAGGGAUAUUCUUCAACGUUUGCUGCGGGACACAAUCAAAAAGCUAUUCCAAAGCAGAUACUCUUGUGUAAUUUCAUCCGUGUUGCUGGCGAUCUUCUUCCAGCUUCUCUAUUUGUACCAUAUCUUGACAUGCUGAACGGCCUGGCGAGCAGUAAGCACUCGGCGCACCAUUGUUUCAACUUACUCAAGACAAAUGGUCAAAAUGCAACCGGGACUGCCAAUGCUGUAUCGUGGGAUCAUUUCUUUGACUCACUGAAACGGUAUUACGUUGAUCUUAGGCACGAUAAUGUCGGAAUGCAGUCCGGAAAUUACCAAGCCCAGUUUUCACCAAUGAAUAUCACUGCUGAAGAAGAAGUCGGUCUCGAAGCUGUGCUACGACUGACAGCAACUGUGACACAAAUGGAUGAAGUCGCAAGAAUUGCCAUUUGUGAAAGCCCAGCAUGGUUACCGCUGACAUCAUUGUUUGGUUUGCUUGGUUGUUCGAUUCCUACGUCACUAAAGGGUUGCAUACUUGAGACACUCUCUGCAUUCGCAAAGUCUCCUGAAACUACGGCAUCCAUGUGGCAAUCUUUAGAGACAUCACAGAUACUACAAACUGUUAAGCCCGUUGGACACGCUUUGCAAGAAGGAGGGCUUUUGGCUGAACUUGAGGAGAUUGAAUCACGUGGGGAGGCCUAUCCCGAAACACGCGCAUUUAUAAAACUAUUGGGCAACCUUACCCAGUAUCCAGUACCUGCAAACCUGGGCGCUGGAUACAGAGUGCCUGGGUUUACACCGUAUCUUGAGUUCUUGCGCGAUUCAGUUCUGCUGAAGUUCAAAGCAAGGGCUUACGUAGACCCCAAUGAGAAGUGGCAAGUAGCAAGUGGGGUUUUGCAGAUAUUUGUCCAACUGCUUGAACAGCAUGAACCCAGCUCCGAUAAUAUGUCUGAAGAUUAUGUAGAGAUCAGUGGAAGGGAACGAGUCACGGUCGCCAAGUCUCCUGGGUAUACUCUGAUGGUACAUAUGCUGAAUGAAACAGCAAUGCUGAAAAUGAUUCUGUCGAUAAUCAAUGAAGCUUCCGAGCUGCUUGACAAAGUUACUGCAUUUCAAGGCAAUAAUGAUGACAUUGAAAUGAGCGCCUUACUUUCUCUCAAGAUGGUCGAAAUAACGAUGGAAAAGCAGCGAGAGUUUACGCGUUGUUUACGACAACAAAACUCGUCGGUGUUGGUGUCCUCGUUGGAUCAAUUGCUGCUUGGCGUGAGUGUGCGUUCUCAAGGCUUUGAUAGUAUCACUCAUAUUUCCAGGUACAUAACCCACACUCAUACCUCGCCAGAACUUACUCUAGUCGCUGUCAAGAUUCUCUUUUUGGUUUGUCAAACCCCGACUGUUCAACCAGAAAUCUACAACAGACUUACAACUGAUAAGGAACGAGCGCAGGAGCUACUGGUGGGUUUUGUUGAUCACCUCGAUACCGCUGAACACGAGGAGACUAGUGGAGAUGGAUCGUAUGAAGACAAAGGAUUUGAUGCAGGGUACGCAAGCAACAGCCAAAUCCGAGCAGCCAUUCGCCAGAAUAUUGUUCGAUUUUUGCUGUAUUGUUUGAAGUUACGCUCCCCGAAUCUCUCACAUUAUUUACUUGGAUUUCACGGACGAAAACCGAUACAGGAAUUGACAUUACAAGAUCCUGGUAUUCUUGGUACACCGCGUACAUGCCUGCAUUCCAUACUCGACAUCCUUAACCAAGGCCUGGACACCCCCCGUGGUCCUGGUGUCAUCCAUGACGCCCCCCGUCUCGCCGAGUUGUGCUUCCAACUCAUCUACGCCUUGUGUCAAAAUAAAGAAACUAGUGAGGCCUCGAUACGAUAUUUACGUACUAGCCAUAACUUUUUUUACUCCCAUCUCGUCCAUUUACCUCCAAAGGAACUCAUACACCCCGCCGAAGAUAAUGAACGUGGUAAUACAUCUUAUAAGCUCAACCAACAGUCUUGGCUUCUCAAAAGUAUCGCCACUGAACUGCGACUGACAGCGCAUACGCGCCAGCGAUCACACGUACAGCGUUUGCUCUCGUCCUUACUGAUGGAGCCUUCGAUAUCGUAUGCACAGCGUUCCGAACUCGUGAUAGACCCACUAGAAGACACAGAGCUGUCGCGAAGCACUAUGGGUAGCAGUGGAAGCCGGAAACUUACAAGAAUUCUUGACUCGAUUAAUUUCAAUCACGAGCUUCCAUCCUCCCUACAAAGCGUUCUAAAUUAUUUUGAACCAACAGCCACCGAAGCCGUGAUUACUUCAUGCAGUGAAAACAAUAGUGAUUUACCAUUCGUUUAUACGAAUUUACGUAAGCUACAUAGGCUCCUCAUGACCGAACUAGAGGCGGUGCAAGUACCGGCCACAGAGGUGCAGAGGCAUCUUUUGGUUCAGGAAGUGAAGAGAAUUAUGAAUUAUUCUCUGGAGCGAAAUCGUUUUCGAGAAGAGCUUUAUUCCAAGCAACACGCGUUUGAGUCGUGGCGACAGUUAGUUGAGGUGAUUUUAGCAAGUCGCCCUCCGGAGUUGUUGAAUCGUGAAAUUAAACAGACGAUUAUUUUUGAUCUCAUGCGAUAUCUGUUAAACAAGAUGUCCGAUGAAAAUUCAGCACCUGAAUUAAUCGCCCCAGUCUCUGGGGUUGUGCUAACAUUGAUGGCUCAUUUACGCCAGUCUACCUUGCCUUCUGGAGAGGAUCUGCCGUCACGUGGCACUGUUGCGUCAGCAUGGCGUGACGAUGAUCAAACAGAGGAACUGGAUCUUCCGACCGAACCUUUACAUGCGAUAUUUCAGAGUCUCAUUCAAGCUUUGUUGAAAACAAGCGGGAAUUACCAACGUGUUAGAGCUAACCUAUACGGGAGCCUGCUGUACUAUCUGCAAAUUGGUCAGCGUAAGAAGGACCGGCGUGAAAGUCUUGAUACGGCACUUCAAAGGAAGAACUAUGAAAUUAUCUCAAGUUUUGGCGAAUCCUUCAUGGAGAUAGUUUGCCGUGACUCUUGUGAUGGUCAUGACGUUUCUAGGAUGCUAGCGUGUGCUGUACUCGACUCGAUCGUAGCAAUCGACUGGCGCCAUCGCUGGUUGCAGUUUCUAAAUACAAAGGGCUAUCUACGGCAUCAUAUUGAAAGUCUACUCCAGGAGGAUGAGAACUUACAAAAUGCGUUGCGGCCUAGUCCUGAACCUCUAAAAUCCCUCUAUGUCUACGAAUCAAGAAUGGCUCUAUUGACAAGACUUUCCCAGACACCAGAGGGUGCUAAUGUGUUGCUGAACGCAGGAGUGAUGUCUCGUCUUUCUGAAUGUCGCUUUAUUGAUCUUCGUCCUAAUGGGUCUGCGGGCAACUUCAACACGCACCGUCACUCCAGUUACUCAUCUGAUCACAUGCCUACGAUGACGUCUUCGGGUGAUACAUUUAUUCCCUCGAUUAUGGAACGAUAUCAGCAGUUAUUGAUCCCCGCUCUGCGCAUGUCUCUAUCGCUUCUAACGUCACUUGGUCAAGAACAUCAUGAAGCUUCAAUGCAGAUCUUACAUUUCAUCGUCGCUCAUUCAGAAGUAUUUUCAGACAUCUUACAAGAGCAAACAGACAGAGUAACUGUGUCUUCGUUACAUGAACUGUACCUGGUCAGUGGUAUAAUAUGCAAGUCAGGUAUCACUGAGGACUCUUUCUCGGACGAGGAGACUAGGUUGGACGAUAUAAUGAAGUUCAAAGCACCACUAUCCAGAAUACAAAGGCUCAUGUUGGCACUUCUUCCGAAGUAUAGCGUGCGCGAGAAUUGGGAUAAAAUUGUGCGAGAUGUACUUGAUGUUGGCAUGGAUGAAAGAGAGGCAGCGUUUAAAGCAUUGCAGUAUAAUGUCGUUGCUCUUGAAACUUACCAAACAUUGCAGCAGAUAUAUGGCAACUUGAUUACCUACUGUAAAAAUGUUGUCGUUUCAGGAGUUCCUGGUUCAAACCAUUGUCGAGUUAUCUUCGCUCCAAAUUUGACCGACGUGUAUGCCAGAGACAGUUUGUUCAAUAGACCAGUUUCUGUUGGCCUUAAUGCGACGAGCAGUCGACCAAGUCUUGCUAUUAUUGUCCGUAAUCUCAAGGUAUGCAGUGACAAGGUCUUGGACUGUGUCGAAGCGAGCAAACAAGCAAGCAACAGACUAAACAACAUUGAUGAACUCAAUAUGGACGAAUUGAGAGAGUUUGGACUACAAUAUUCAUCCUUAACCGAGCGAAUGUCAACGCAACAAAAACAACAACUGGCUUUCAAAUGUCUUCGAGAUGUUGUCAAAUAUCGCGAUGAUGAACUCGAUAUGUACUUAUAUAUUAUCGAGAACUCAUUAUUCGUUUUAUGUAAACACCUGGAGUAUUACUAUUUGUACUGUAAUCCCUCUGAUCGCGAGAUGUCCACGUUGCACAGUUCAUUGACAGGGAGGACCAAACCAAGGCGACUUCAAGAUUAUGGUUUGUAUGAUGACGAAUUGUCAAGUGAUCGUGGGCAGUUGCAUAGUAAAUUUCAUACCGGAGUAACAAUAGCUGACAUUGAAAAGCUGAAAACUGAAGCAUCCACUUGUUUGACCGACACCUUUCUAAGAAAACUUCGAGAUAUAGAAAAGGCACACAGCAAAGAGCAUACCCGAGCGGGUUUUGUUGAUGCCUUAACCAGAAAAAUCAAAAGACUUCUCGUACUUCAUGGACCUACGACUAGAUAGAUUCAUUAGAAGUGUUUGUGUUGAAAAUAAGACAACAAAAUACAUGUUAAAUUUGAAUUUCAUGCAUUUAGAAUCAGUUGUUUCCUAUUAGAUUGGAUGUAGUACUAACGAUAGAUGAGAAAAUAUGGUAUUUUUAAGCGCAAUAGAAGUAGAACUGAUCAUA